Molecule: messenger RNA, 318 nt
Organism: Laetiporus sulphureus 93-53
Lineage: Eukaryota; Fungi; Basidiomycota; Agaricomycetes; Polyporales; Laetiporaceae
Exons: 3
Coding region: 1-318 (105 amino acids)
Source: RefSeq, a predicted model, not a curated record
AUGCUUGCUACCUACGUGCUAGUGCCACACAUAAAAGAUGACCGCCGCAAAGUUCCCUCCGUCCUUUCGGCUGCAACCCUCGACCUCUGCUCAAAACCGUCUAUCAUAAGAGUUGUCACGCCUGCACGCCCGUCCUCCUCCUCCAAUCAUCACCACACUGCGGCGAAACCGUCUGAUUCUUCGAAUGCUGUCGUGAAGGUGAAGGCUAAGCCUACGAGUCAGAAGCCCAGUGCGACAAAGACGUCGACUCCUGUAAAGAAAGCUCACACCGUUACGACAACGUCAAAGAGUGCAUCGUCUCAUGUAAGAGUUCCCUGA